UGCUUAAAUCGAAUAAUUAUCCAAGCAAAGACCCCAAGAAAACCCCUAACAAAAUGAGCAAGCUACUGACCUCCGCAGACAUCGAGGACGGUAAGGUGGAGUUCGACAAGGCAACGGGAGCCAGCACCCAGUACAAGCUUAUCGAGGGCGGCUACGAGGUGAUCACCACCACCCCUCAGCCCAAUGGCACGGUGAAGACCCAGGUGAGGACCUUCUGGGACCCCAAACCGGUCAGCGAGGAGGAUCUGAAGAAGGAGCAGCAGAACAAGAAGCUCGUCCAGAAGCGUCUCGGCAAGGAGAUUCGCAUCGAUGAGCGCACCACCAUGCUGACCCGCGCCAUCGAGGGUGGCUACGAGGAGGUGUACACCACCAUCAAUGAGGAUGGCACCCGCAGCAUGCGCACCAAGACCUUCUACGACUCGGUGCCCACGGAGGUGGACGAGAACACCGCUGCCAAGCUGAACAAGAACAAGAAGACUGUGACGCGCAAGUCAUCGGUGGACUCCACCGAUUCCACCGAGUCCUCGCGCCGCAUCGUCCAGAAGCAGCAGCGCAACGUGGUGGACCAGCAGUCCAACUCCACGACCACCUCGGAGCGCCGGGUGUCGGUCACGCAGACCCAGAACAUCGAGAUCACCGAGAACAAUCGCACCGUGCGCAAGAACUCGUUGCAGGAGGCCAAUGUGAAGGCCAUCACCAAUACCUCUUCCACCGAUAGCAGCAAGAAGUCCAAGAAGAAGCCCAAGUCCUCGGCUCCUCCGCCGCCCGCUGAUUUCUUCCAGAACGACACCACCACGGUGGCCUCCAAGCGGGUUCCCGGCGGCGUUGAGUACACCUACUCCACGGAACUGGAGUCGGGCAAGACCAUUACCACCUCGAAGACCGUCUACGAGGAGGAGGAGGUUGAGCUCACCGAGGAGGAGAUCCGUGCCUACAAGAAGACCCUGAAGGAUGCCGAGAAGCACAAGAACGUGACCACCACCAAGAAGCUGAAGUCCGAGUCCGGCACCAAAAAGAUUGUGCCCUCCGAAAAUCCCGGUGACGUGACCACCGUGGAGACCAUCAAGAUUGAGGGCGGCACCGAGUACCACUACACCACGGUGACCGCCGAGGGCAUCGUGAAGAAGGCCGUGAAGACCGUGUACGAUCCCGUGCCCAGCAGCAAGGCCAAUCCCGAUGACACCGACGAGGAGGAGAUCAUCGAGGAGUACGAGGAGGAGAUCAUUGAGCCGGGAGAGAAGAACGUCAAGACCAUCGAGACGAUCAAGCAGCUGCCCACCAAGUUCGAGGAGGAAGUGACCAUCACCCAUGAGAGGAAGGAGAAGAAGGUAAAGAAGUCCAUGGUCAUAAGCCAGUAGAGAUCGCCGCACACCUGCACACAACAAAAACACUCAAGCACACGACACACUCAUGCCACUCACACACAACACACAAGGCACAAACUCACACACCAACCAGCUUCUGAAUGAUGAUCCGAGGCAGAGAAGGGCCCAGCGAAGAUCCCAAGCUAAUUCUCCUGACCAUUUCAGCAUCCUGUUCAGUUAGUUGCGAGCGGUCUUUGCACGCUACUCGCUAGCCUUGUUCUCAAUUACUUUGCCAGCUAUCUGGUGCCCUAGAAACGUAUUACGAAAUUAUCCAAAUUAAAAUUGCAAACAACUCUAACAUUAAUGUAUCUCCACUUUUGUUAACUAAAUUAAUAAAACACAAGUUUCGGUUCUA
Molecule: messenger RNA, 1719 nt
Organism: Drosophila serrata
Lineage: Eukaryota; Metazoa; Arthropoda; Insecta; Diptera; Drosophilidae
Source: RefSeq, a predicted model, not a curated record